Messenger RNA from Syngnathoides biaculeatus (alligator pipefish), 1823 nucleotides. RefSeq names its product potassium calcium-activated channel subfamily M regulatory beta subunit 3 (gene kcnmb3). Lineage: Eukaryota; Metazoa; Chordata; Actinopteri; Syngnathiformes; Syngnathidae. The record is from RefSeq and is a predicted model, not a curated record. Gene Ontology annotation, molecular function: potassium channel regulator activity; calcium-activated potassium channel activity. The coding region runs from base 114 to 947 and encodes 277 amino acids. Gene Ontology annotation, cellular component: voltage-gated potassium channel complex; membrane. The transcript is spliced from 4 exons. Gene Ontology annotation, biological process: detection of calcium ion; potassium ion transport.
UUCAGCUGCUGAACACAGAGAUACUGUAUUUGACUUUUAGAUCGAUAGAUAGAGAGAGCGCAUCUUGUUAGGCAGAUAUCUGGGCCCGGUAGUGACUGAGAACAGAGUUUGGUAUGUUCUUGAACACGGCGUCUCCCCAGAGAUCAUUCAGCAUCCCAAUUAACAUCAACCUGCAGGGUGCUCGCAGGCGGCAGAGACGAGAGCUCCUCCACAGGGUGACGGCCCAAGAGAAAGAUGGCAGCGCGCCUGCGGAAGACCACGGGGAGCCGCGAGUGCGUAGCCAGAAGCCAGUGACGAGCAUCGGGGAAGAGCGAGCCAUCCUGUUGGGCUUCAGCAUGAUGGCCUUCUCCGCGCUCAUGUUCUUCGUGGUUGGAAUCACAAUGGUCAAACCGCAUGUUAAUAGUAAGUGGGAGGAGGAGGACAUUUGUGUGCUGCUGCACACUGAAAUCUUGGCCGAGUGGGUUGACUGCAGAGGUGUGAGCAGCAUGCCGUGCUUGGCGGUCAUCGUUAACCUCACGGGCUCCAAUCAAAAAGCUUUUCUGCACUAUGACGAGGAGUCAGUGUUACUGACGCCCAAGUGUUUUUACAUCCCCAAAUGUAAAAUGGAUCAAACAGAACUUGAAGGUGAAGCCCUGAAGGUGAAAAGUAACUUGGACUCUCAGGUGGGAAGCGCCUCCUCAUGCCUCACAGACCUUGCCAGGCACCCCGGGGAUGUCAUCUUGAGCAGAAAGUACACACUGACGAAGACCCUGCAUGCUCUGCUGUGGCCGAGCCUGAUGCUGGCCGGCGGAGUCCUUCUGGUGGGCCUGGUGAAAAUGACGCAGUGUCUUGCUCAUCUGUCGGUUGAGAUAUGCAGCAGGAAGGCGGGGGGGCGGAUGACUUCUAGAUACGGUCAGGGCAAAUUCUACAAACUCCUCCAGAGGUCGGCUGUGUCCUCGCCUAUCUGACUGCGAUGUUGACAUUGUCAAAAUAUAAGCAAGAUGGCCAAAGUUGGAAUCCUGUGACCAGUUUAAUGAGGUCCAAGUUUUGGUGUUGAACUGCAGUCACCUACUGAAUUGUAUUUAGCUUCAUCGGAGGGCAGUUUUGGGCAGUACAAAAGAUUUUGUGAAUGAUUGCAAGUUACACGUAUUAGUCCUCUUUUCUACCCGCACACCAAAGUGCCAGUACCACACCAAAAAUGCAUCAUUCCUGAAUGCCACAAUUCACAAAACAGAUCGGUGUCGUUAUUGUAAUUCUCAAGUGAGAAGGUUGACCCCGCGGAUGAGAAGGCCGCCGGCACAGAGGAGGCCCGGGAGCACGUUAGCUCAGGAGCUAGCUGGUGGCUUGUGCCUGUCGUCACAAAUUUGGUAGGGUUGUUAAAGGUGAAAAUAUGCACUCUAUUUAGACAAUGUGAUGUUAAAUCCUCUCUCAUUUAAUUGUGUUUUGAGAAGAUUUUUACGAAUUUUUAGGGGCGCCGCCAUUUUCGUGAGUCGCAUGACCUACGUGGGCGUAUGUUACGUGCCGUACCAAACGCUCGAUUACAUGGGACAACAUUAUGCCCAGCGCAGAUUUCUCAGAUUUAUACUCAUCUGAUGAAGACAUAGCAGUAUCGGUUGAUCGGGAAGACUGAGGAAUACUUUCAUACACAGCCGUGAGCGGCACGGCCGUGAGUGGCUCGACCACUCGGUUGAUCGGGAAGACAAAGCAGUACUUUCAAACAAAUUUGAACUUGUGGCUGUAAAUAAUGCCGCUGCAAGCGAGCUCCGCCGCUCGGCUGUAAAUAACGUUGAAUAUUCGGAUGGUUCUUCUGGCGGAAUGACGGGGAGUCAGACGAGCUCACUCCG